This is a messenger RNA of Drosophila obscura, 2137 nucleotides long. Its product is annotated as solute carrier family 22 member 3-like. Gene Ontology annotation, molecular function: transmembrane transporter activity. The coding region runs from base 344 to 2032 and encodes 562 amino acids. NCBI's taxonomy places the organism in Eukaryota, Metazoa, Arthropoda, Insecta, Diptera, Drosophilidae. Gene Ontology annotation, biological process: transmembrane transport. The record is from RefSeq and is a predicted model, not a curated record. The transcript is spliced from 7 exons. Gene Ontology annotation, cellular component: membrane.
AGUCUUGAUAAGCCGGAAAGGUUAAUCACCUACCCGUAUUAAUAGUAUAUCGCAGACGCCGCUCAGGUUACAGCUGGUCCUAAGUAUUACUUAAUUCAGCAAUUAGGUUCUGCCUGCUCGUGUCAGCGUACUUUGUAAGCGUGUUGGUGCGACCAGACGCCUAGGUAAUUGAAACGUGCGAAAAAAAAUGAAAACAGAUGGAAACCGUUGGGGGAAGAUCCACGCCUCCUCAGGGCGGCGUAAAUAAUUUUGCCAAUUAAGAGCGUUGAGCGUGCGGCAUUCCAAGUUGGAGGCUGGGUUGCCGAGUCAGAGUCAGUCACUCAGAGACGGCGCUAUCAGCAGCAUGCAUAAACUGCAGCCCAAACUGGACGUGGUCCAGGAGAAACCAGACUCGGGCACUACGGCAUCCACGGAGGACAGCCAACUGGAUUCGAUUAUCGUUCAGAUUGGACAGUUUGGUCGCUUCCAGAUCACCAACUAUCUGCUGCUCUGCCUGCCCAUCAUAUGCAAUGCCUUCUACUCCAUCUCGUACGUAUUCACCACCAGUAUUAUGGAUCACAGGUGCAAUAUUACCCAGUGCGACAGCCCCGACAGCAGCUACUCCGCUCCAUUUCUGAACUUUACGACCCCCAAUAGCCAUGGAGCAUGGCAUCAGUGCGAGCACUACGAAUUCAACUCUGAAAUGGACACUAAAGCUCCAGCUUGCAAUGAAGGCAAUUUUAACCAGAGUCGCCUGAUCAGCUGUGAGGCAGGCUUCAAGCUGGUAGAAGACGAACGUACCAUAGCAAGCGAGUUUGGAAUCUUUUGCGCCGAUCAGUGGAAGCUCUCGAUGGUGGGCACAGUCAACAACAUAGGACAGUUUGUGGGCAUAGCCCUCGGAGGGUAUUUAGCAGAUCGAUAUGGCCGAAAAACCCUCCUCGUUGCAGCUGGAAUUCUCAGCGCUUUCGCCGGACUGGCACGCUCCCAUGCCCCAAACUAUUACAGUUUUCUAGGCUUCGAGUUCCUGGACAUGGCCGUCGGCAGUACUCUCUUUCCUACCGCAUUUCUAUUGGCUCUCGAGCUGGUGGGCCCGAAGCACCGUGUGGUGGCUGCCACGUCGAUCACCCUCACCUAUGGACUGGCCGAGGCCGCGUUGGGCUAUCUGGCCGACUAUAUCAGGGAUUGGCGGGUGCUGCUACGCGUGCUAUACACCCCGGCGCUGCUGCACUUGAUCUUCAUCUGCCUGCUGCCGGAGAGUGUGCGCUGGCUGCUGAGCCAGUCGAAGGAGCUGGACGCCAUGAACAUUCUGCGCAAAGUGGCUCGGGUAAAUCGAAAAUCAUUAUCGGAGCAGCAGCUGACUGAGUUGAUGCGCUCCAACCGCCAGCUAGUGGCUCGGUCCUCAGCCUCAGGGGGGCACUACAGCAUACGGCAGAUUGUUAAUGCUCUUGGCUGGCGCAUUGCCCAGUGCUGCUUCGUGUGGUUCACCAACACCUUCAUUUGCCUCGGGCUGAGCCUGAACUCCAGCGCGCUGAAGGGCAGCAAGUUCGAGAACUUCAGUGUGUUGGGUUUCAUGCAGUUGCCUGGCUCUCUUUUGGGCACAAUGUUGAUGCAUCGAAUUGGGCGACGCUGGGCCCUAACCUCCUGCAUGACGUGCUGCACGAUCUUUCUACUGGCUGUACCUGCCUUGGAGGAGGCUUACCCGGUAACCUCCUCAGUGCUAUAUUUCAUGGCCAAGAUGACCGCCACUGGCAGCUUUGUGAUUUUGUACUUUUUCACCGCUGAGAUCUUCCCCACGAACUGCCGAAACAGCCUGCUCUCCUUCUGCUCGAUGGUUGGUCGCUUUGGCUCCAUGCUGGCUCCCCAAACUCCUCUUCUGAUUCCCUACUUCAAGUACGCCCCCCACUUUCUCUUUGCCAUAUUCGGCUUUGCCUGCGCCUGCCUUACGCUAUUCCUUCCGGAAACCACAAACAAGCCACUGCCCACCACGCUGGAGGAGGCACGCUCCCUGGACAGAAGCAUGCCAAAGCCCCUGGCAACAAAAAGUGCUGUCUAAUCGAAAAAUAAACAAAUAAAUUUCGAUCGGUGCGUGAUCAGCAAUUAAACAUUUAUAAAUAUAAGAAACCACGCGAAUUUUUAGACAUUUUUUAGGCAAGUUUUA